CAAAAGGAGUUUCCAAUGCAAACCUCUUCAAACAAAAAAUUAGUUGAACAGGAAGCAUAAGUAAAUAGCUUCUAGGGUAAAACAGAAAAAUGUCCUCCACCAUUUCUCCGCUCGCCGGUCUAACGGGUAAAGUAGCGAUCAUCACCGGCGCGGCCAGUGGCAUAGGUCGUGCCACAGCCAAGGCCUUCGCAACUGUCGGGACUAGCGUCAUCUUGGUCGAUGUCGACGAAACAGGACUCCAAGAAACGGAGAAAGAAGUACUUGUGGUCUUAGAUGAAAGAUUUGGAUCUUUUCCGGUCGGCGUUGAAGACGGAGGACGAGGAGCUGCAGCUGGCAAUUCUGCUUCUCCUGCUACCGUAGUCUCCUGUGUUGUCGAUGUAAGCAGUCCAAAAGCGAUCCGUGAUUUCGCAGAUGACCUAGCGAAUCGAGGAAAAGAACACUCUCGCGUGGACAUCUUGAUCAACAAUGCAGGUGUGGGGAUAUUCUGUCCCGUAGUCGGAGGUGAUCUUAUUCUUAAGGAUAAUGGAAAUGCCGGUGUCCACAAGCAGGAGGAGAAAGAAGACACCACAUGGGAAAAUCAGUGGCGACAGUGUUUAGAUGUCAAUUUGAUGGCGCAAGCACGCUUGGCGCGUGCACUUAUCCGAAGAGGAGUGUUGGUUACCUCACGGGCGGGGGCGUCAACGUCAUCAUCACCGAUCGAAGAUCAUGAAGAUGAAAAACAGCCUGCUACUUGUAAUUCUUCAUCUCCAUCAUCUCACUCAUCUCCUCGCGCUCCGUCAACACCCUGCACCUCCGUCAUCAUCAACGUCACGUCCACCGAAGCACAUGCUGCAACACUCAAUAACGCCGCUUACGUCACUUCGAAGCACGCUGCCAUUGGUCUGACUCGCGCCCUCGCUGUGGAACUUGCACAGUGGGGCGUGCGCGUGAAUUCUGUGGAUCCUGGUAGUACACGAACUGGUAUCACAGCGGCGAUCCCAGAAAGACUAAAAGAGGUGCAUGCGCAACGCCUCGUACCGUUGCGGAGGUACGCUGAACCAAGUGAAGUGGCAAAUGCUAUCGUGGCACUAUGCUUGCCUAGUCUGUCCUACGUCACAGGUGCUAGCUUGCUCGUGGACGGAGGGCAUAUAGCGAAUAAUGCUUUGUUACCGAGUGGAAAUCGUGUCAAGAUAUUAAAGAGAUCGAAGUUGUAAAGUUACAAUGACUAUCUUAAUUCUUGUUUGACAUGAAAGAAAAGAAACUAAGGAGCUCAAGAAAAUGAAGAAAAUGUAAAUGCAGCCGUAUUAUGGUGUUGAGUUAUGUUCAAGUUCAUGCAUAAGCAUAUCAAGAUGAAGAUCAAAACCACAAGAAGUAAAAACGUGGAUCAAAACCAAAUUCGCGUAGCGACCCUGUCCUUCUUGGAGUGGUACUUUUUAUGAUACAACAAGCUCAUAGUCAUACUCUUACUCCUACCCAAUAGCGAUCGUCACGCACUCGCUCUUGACAUCAACCAAAGUAAGCAGGAAUUUUAGCGCUUGAAGAUUCUGUGGUCAGUAUGACGCCAUGCUAUUCUGUAACGAGGUAAAUUCGUGGUUCUGUUCAUGCCAGAC
This is a messenger RNA of Amoebophrya sp. A25, 1589 nucleotides long. The record is from the annotation of a GenBank genome assembly. NCBI's taxonomy places the organism in Eukaryota, Dinophyceae, Syndiniales, Amoebophryaceae.